GAGCGGAUGUAGGCUUUGACGUUGGGAAGGAGGGAAGGCCAAUGGAAAUAACGGGAGAUGAUAUCAACCAAGGUGGCCAGCGGUCUUGGCGUCGUGGUGCUCGACCAAGAGCUGGGUGCGAAGGCCACGGGCGUCAGGGAUGUAGAGUCGACGGGUGCCUUUGGUUUCAAUGUAGAGAAGGUUGUCGUGGAGGGCGUAGUCGGAGACGGGGUCGAGGUCACGGAGCUUGUUGUAAAUGGUGGAGAAGUCAGGGCAAGAGAGGUAUCCUUGGGUGUAGCGAUGGUGGAGCGAUGGCAGGAGCUGGAUGUGGGUCAUGGCGGCGUAGACUUUCUCAACGGGCUUGUGGUCGGGACGGCGGGAGAGGGCAUCGACAACACAGUUGCUUUUGUCGGGGGUGUGGCAAAUGGUGAAGGUAAAUUGGGCAAGGAAGUCGAGCCAGCGGGCUUGGCGAGGGGUGAUGUCUUUCUUGGUAAGAAUAGAGGAAACGACGGUGUUAUCGGUACGGAUGGUGAAAUAUUGCCCGUCGAGGUACGGGCGCCAGACUUUGAGGGCGUAGACCACGACGAGGAGCUCCUUCUCGUUGGAUGGGUAGUUCAUUUCUGCGGGAAGGAGUUUCUUGCUGGCGAAUGCGAUGGGGUGCUCGUCGGGUGGGCAUUGGGAGUGAGUGGGGGAGUCCUUGAGGGAGGGGGUUUUCGCGGGGUCGUGGGAAAGGUAUUCUACGCUAGAGGCAGCAAAUGUGCAUUUGCCGAGCUUGGCGUAGAAUUUCUGGUCGCGGAGGAUGGUGAGAACUUGGCGGAGAUGAUCAAGGUGGGACUCGAAGGUGGGGCUAAAAACAAGGAUGUCGCCGAGGUAGAUCACGACACAGACUUCGAGGAGGUCGCGAAAGAUGUGGUUCAUGGUGGAUUGGAAUGUGGCGGGGGCGUUGGUGAGACCGGAAGGCAUUACGAGAAACUCGUAGUGCCCGAAGCGGGAGCGGAAGGCGGUUUUGUGGGUGUCCUCCUCGCGGAUGCGGAUCUGGUGGAAGCCACUGCGGAGGUCGAUCUUGGUGAAGUAUUCGGCUCCACGAAGGCGAUCAAGAAGUUCGGAUAUCCGGGGAAGCGGAUACUUGUUCUUGAUCGUGAUCCGGUUCAAUGUGCGGUAGUCUGUGCACAUGCGGAGUUCCGAGGUGCCGUUUUUCUUGACGAAGAGACAGCUGGUGCCGAAGGGGGAGGAGCUAGGCUUAAUGAAUCCUUUUUCAAGGAGUUCAUUGAGUUGGCACUUCAUUUCUUCGGCCUCGGGGAUGGAGAGCUGGUAUGGGGGGCGGCAAGGGGGGAAGUGGCCGGGCUCGAGAUCGAUGGUGUGGGAAACACCUCGGUCGAGAGAUUGGCCGGAGGAGGGGGGUUGGGGAUUUUGGUUGGAAGAAGAUGGUUGGCCGGUUUGGCCGGCGGAGGUGGAUUGGAUGGCUUGGCCGGAGGAGGAGGGGGGGAUGACAUCGUGACGACGGUGAUGGCGGGUGUGUGGUUUUCGAGGGAGGUGACGCGAUCGGAUAUGGAGGUCAUGGAGGCCUCGAUUUUGUGGAGCGAGGCAGAGAGCGCUUGGAACAUGGAGAGGAGACAUGUGUUCUCCCCGGUGCCAAGCUGGUCGAUAAGUUCGCAGUGGAUAUCCUCGACGAAAUCCACGCGGAGCGAGCCCAUGUUGAUGCUCGAGGUGCCUUCGGCCAUGGGGAGGGACGAAGGUGGGGCAGAGGGAGAAGAUGGAGUGGAGGGGACAACGGAGGUGGCAGCAGCGGCGGAGGUGGCAGCAGUGGCGGCAGCAGCGGCGGCGCGUUGGGAGGUCUUGGAUUGGCGGUGAUCCUCCGUCGAUGUUGAAGACCGAAGCAGCAACUUGGAGCUCUUCGAUGCAGAUAUGGCAGCCUCCAACCAAGUCUCCCUCUUGAGGGGAAGCCCAAAAGUCACUCAGUGUCUUCUUGAAGUCCAGAUUCCAGCGCCCAUACUACGAAUGGCAGAUCCUAUCUACCCAAUCUACAAUGGCGCUGGUGACGUUAACAACUCCCCGAAGUACGAGCAGAUCUCGGCCAAUGCCGUUCGCCUCAAGCACCAGGUCUUGGAGAAGUUGAGAGAAGCUAACUUCAAGAUCAAUGCGAAGAAGUGCGAGUGGGCCAAGACACAAGUCCUGUACUUGGGCCACGUGUUAGACGGAGAUGACAUUAAGCCUGAGGACAAGCUGGUAGGGCAAGGGAAAAAUCUGAUCAUGGCAGAAUGGAGAGCAAGUGAGAUGGCCAAGGAACGGGAUGAACUUCUUGCCGCUCUUAAGGAGAAGGAUGUGAAGAUGCGUUAUCUCGAAGCUGCCAAGGGAAAGGCUGCACAGAAACUCAAGCAGACAGCACAGUGGCUUGAGGGUUUUCGCAACCAAUCUGAAGCAAUGCUUUCAGAGAUUGACAGUCUGAGGACGGCUCUUGGGAGCAGGGAUGCAGAGUUGGUGGUUCUGAGAGCAGAAAUUGGCAGGUCUACUGAUGAGGAGAAGGGCUUGCGAGAGCGGCUUGCUGGGAAAGACUAUGAAAUAAAAAUACUCUGUGUUGAGGUAGCUGAACUCAGAAGGAAGGUGGAAAGUUCGGAGCAGUUACUGGGAGAAAAGCAAGCAGAGGUAGAGGAAUUGUGCACAAAGCUUACCUCCACGGCGACGGAAAUGGAGACCCUGCGCUCGACUGCAGAGUGGCGAGAAGCAGAGAUAAAUGAGCUACGGAAAGAAACAGAGGGGUUGAUUGCAGAAGCUGAAGGGUGGCAGACUGCAACAGCAAGGAAGGAAGUUGAGGUGGUGGAGGCCAGAAAGAGUUUGGAUUCGGCAACAGCCCAAGUGCGGUUACUGAUGAGUAACCUUGACCAUAAAGACCUGGAGGUGACAAAAGUGCAUGCUGACCUCAAUGCUGCAGUGGAGGCCGCAAAGGCAGCAGAAGGACGAGUGGAAUCCAUGAAGAAAGAGAUGGAAGAUAUCAAAAAGAAAAUGGAACAGAACAAAAGGUUGUUUCCAAGUCAAGUGCAGUCACACCCGCUUACGGCAGCAACAAAUCUAGGUCUAACUCCAUCAGGAUCGACAGUGAGUGUUAUGAAGCGAUCUAUUGGAUCACGGAGUGUUGACCUUGAAGCUGCCUUGCCGGUCACUGUCGCUGAUCUUCUGGAAGAGCAAGAACGUGGUUUUCGGACACUCACAUCAGUCACGGGUUGCCCACGGGUUGUACGGCCACUUGCAGACCAGAUCGAUAGGAUGAGGAUGUCGUUGACAUCCACGUGGCCAUCCAUGGUUGGGGGCAGCAUAGAUCUCCGUGAUGGGAACGGUGCUGUCUCAGUGAAAGGUGCAAGCUUGGAGGCGUGGAAAACAGGUUGCAAUCAUGGCUUCUUGAGAUUUCUUGAUAUGCUCGACAGUCUGCUGCAACAGUUUCUCAUACUGGACACCAAAUUCAAUGAACGUGGUUUUCGGACACUCACAUCAGUCACGGGUUGCCCACGGGUUGUACGGCCACUUGCAGACCAGAUCGAUAGGAUGAGUCUUAUUGGUGCGCGGAUGUUACGAAGGGAGCCGCUUGCAAGAGUUACCCUGCUUUGCUACUGGUUAGCCAUGCACAUGUGGGUAGCCAUCUCGCUUUCAACAAUACGUGUUUGAAAGACUUGACGUUCAGCCGCAACUUUUCAGCAGAUCCCUUCAUGCCCAGCCAAUCAAACUGUCUCAAUAGA
Molecule: messenger RNA, 3707 nt
Organism: Chara braunii
Lineage: Eukaryota; Viridiplantae; Streptophyta; Charophyceae; Charales; Characeae
Source: the annotation of a GenBank genome assembly